CCAACCCACUUGAUUUUGAAGAGGCCCAUCAAAAUAACAAUGCUGCUUUGGGUUUGUAUGUUCAGAAACAAGUUAGAUUGGAAACGCACUGAGCUCAACCGGCCGGAAAAAUCAGUCAGAGUUGGUCGUCCGCCGCCAGAAGCAAGAGUAGGGUUGUUGUGAAAUGGGUUGGAAAGCAGCUGAGAAACUCAUUAGGCAUUGGAAAGUUGUCAGAGGGGACAAUGUUAUGAUAAUAAGAGGCAAAGAUAAGGGUGAGACCGGGGUGAUUAAGCGUGUUGUUCGCUCUCAGAAUCGUGUCAUUGUUGAGGGUAAAAAUCUGGUAAAGAAGCAUAUCAAGCAAGGGCAAGGUCAUGAAGGGGGUAUCUUUACUGUUGAAGCCCCAAUCCAUGCCUCUAAUGUGCAAGUUCUUGAUCCAGUUACAGGGAAGCCUUGCAAGAUUGGAACUAAGUAUCUUGAAGAUGGUACGAAAGUCAGAGUGUCUAGGGGAAUAGGAGCGUCUGGGUCAAUUAUCCCUCGUCCAGAGAUCUUAAAGAUAAGAGUUACACCAAGACCUACAGUUGCUGGUCCAAAAGAUACUCCAAUGGAACUUGUAAGGGAGAAGACUUAUGAUGCUAAAACAGGAAGGGGAAUGCCUGAACUUUAAGUAAGGAGAUAGUUAUAUUAGGGUAAUCUCCACUUCCGGUAGCCAUAUGAUUAAUCUCUUGAAGAUAGAUGUAGGUAUCAGUUAAGGGGUAACUCUUUUCUCAACGGAUGCAUUUUUAUUUCCAUCACCAGAAUUCAAACCCUGGACUUAAGGUCAAAGUCCAAGCUACUCCUUUAGUGAUAUAAUUAACUGAGAGCUCUUCCAGUUGUCUUUGAUUUGAAUUAGCUUGUAUUUUUUGAAGAUGUAUGUUGUAUGUUACCUUCAAUUUGUUGGAAACUCUUUCAUCCAUCGUCAUCAAACUUCAAGUUGCACGAAAUUGGUAAACUGAUAUUUUGUGGAUGAUUGAAGUCACUGUUCUAAAAUCAAAUUGAAAGCAGGUUUUUUUUUUUUC
This is a messenger RNA of Cicer arietinum (chickpea), 1034 nucleotides long. RefSeq lists its product as uncharacterized. Gene Ontology annotation, biological process: translation. The record is from RefSeq and is a predicted model, not a curated record. Gene Ontology annotation, molecular function: structural constituent of ribosome; RNA binding. Gene Ontology annotation, cellular component: ribosome. NCBI's taxonomy places the organism in Eukaryota, Viridiplantae, Streptophyta, Magnoliopsida, Fabales, Fabaceae.